Molecule: messenger RNA, 345 nt
Organism: Aspergillus luchuensis
Lineage: Eukaryota; Fungi; Ascomycota; Eurotiomycetes; Eurotiales; Aspergillaceae
Exons: 1
Coding region: 1-345 (114 amino acids)
Source: RefSeq, a predicted model, not a curated record
AUGGGUCAAACGCUCUACCCUCUGAGUAGUUGGCGUGUGUGUUCAUUGAGGCUCUCGAGAAGCCAUCUGCAUGUUAUCUUAACGCUGAAUAGGCAUUGCCUUCGCUGGAUCUCAGUCAAUCGCCUUCAGAAGAAUCAAAAAACACCUUUGGGAAGAAUCAGCCAAGGCACCGUCAAAAAGGCACAUUCUGCGCUAGCCAGGUACGAGCAGAAGCGCGAGAAGCAUCAGGCGGAGAUGGCGGCGCAGCAGAAGGAGCGAGAGGCAGCGCUAGAAGAGGCCAAGAAGUAUGUUGUUCUAGUGGCCACAUCGCUACCUCGCACCUGGCGUGUUACAAGUGGUAAUUAA